Contarinia nasturtii (swede midge) is the source of this 2406-nucleotide messenger RNA. Its product is annotated as rhomboid-related protein 2-like. Gene Ontology annotation, molecular function: calcium ion binding; serine-type endopeptidase activity. Gene Ontology annotation, cellular component: membrane. Lineage: Eukaryota; Metazoa; Arthropoda; Insecta; Diptera; Cecidomyiidae. The transcript has 8 exons. The record is from RefSeq and is a predicted model, not a curated record. Bases 599 to 1855 code for a protein of 418 amino acids.
CGCUUGUUUAGUUCGCACCGCUUUUUUUGUUUUGUUGUGAUGACUACUUUGUUUUCGGCGUCAAUUAUCAACAACAGAUCAAAUGCAAACAUACUUUUUUGGUGACCUGAAAAUAUAAGUGCUUGCAAGAAAUGGGAAAUAUUACGAAAUAAAAAAAAUCCAUUAAAAAAUAAUAUCAAUUGUGUGUUCGAUGUGAAUUCAAUCCAAAUUUGAAAGAAGUAGAACGUCAAAGAAAGUAAAGGAUGAAGAAGAGAUAAAGAAAAGAAGAAGAAGAAAAUUGUGCGUGUGUCGAUUUUGCUGAGGUGUAAAUUUCUUUGUACAUCCCCAACAGUUUGGAUUGCUCAAUUUAAACCGACUAUUUCAUUAUUUGAACCGAUAAGGGAAUUUCAUUUUUUUAUGGAACGAUAAAAACAACGCGUGUGUUAGUGAUUUGACUACUGAAGUAGACUAAAUUGAACUGUGAUAAAAUAAGCGACAUUUUAAUGACAAAAUAACAUCAAACUAACUCAUCAUAAUAUAUUGACUCAUCGGAAUUCAACGAUUUUUGAUUAAAAAAAAAGAAUUUGUUCAGUGCAAAAUAAGAAAUAUAUAGGACAAAAUGGCUCAACAAACAAUUCAAAUGCAACGAUUGAACAGUGGAUAUGACCGAGAGGGUUUGCAGCGUUUGCAACAAGAAAUCGACCAAGAACAAUACAAUUUACAACGAAUGACCUCUGAAGAAGAACGUGCCGAUCGACGAAAAAUGCGAGAGCUAUUCGAUGCGCUUGAUAGAAACCAUGAUGGUGUAUUGAAUAUACGUGAACUAAAAAACCAUAUAAAAAGUUAUCCAUGUCGAAACCUGCCCGAUUAUUUAGAGAAACAUAUUCUACGGAUGUCGGACAGUGAUGGCGAUGAAGUUCUGAAUUUUGAAGAAUUCUAUCAAUUGAGCCUUCAACAAGAAUGGCUUUUUUCAAGAUUAGUAUUCAAAUAUUGUAAAAUGAUUGUUCCGUCACCACAUCGUCCCGAUGAAGCAGAUGAAACCGAUCAGGUGGCGGCGCGCAUUAUUCAGCCACAGCUAACUCGAUUAGAGUCUAUCUCGAUAGAUGGAGCGUACGAGCGAAGUAUGAAGGUGUGCCCACCACCGUUGACAAUGAUUACGUUUUCAAUUGUUGAAAUAAUAAUGUUUCUUUUCGAUAUCAUCUACUUCAGUGAGGAUGUACACAAUUACAAAGCAGUCGGUGAAAAUACAAACGGUCCCGCAGCUAGUUUGUUUAUCUACAAUCCACAUUUACGUGUUGAGGCGUGGCGUUUUGUUACGUACAUGUUUGUUCAUGUUGGAGUAAUGCACAUACUCAUGAAUUUGAUAAUACAGAUAUUUUUGGGAGUUGCACUUGAAUUGGUGCAUCAUUGGUGGCGUGUGGCUCUCGUUUAUUUGGCUGGGGUACUAGCAGGCUCCAUGGGAACGUCCAUAGCAAAUCCAAACAUUUACUUAGCGGGUGCAUCUGGCGGUGUUUAUGCAUUAAUAACUGCUCACAUUGCAACGAUAAUUAUGAAUUGGAAAGAAAUGGAAUACGCAAUUGUGCAAUUAUUUGUGUUUCUGGUGUUUUGUGUAACUGAUCUUGGCUUCUCAGUAUAUCGACAAGUCAACGAUAUUCAUGAUCAAGUCGGUUAUGUGGCACACUUGUGUGGUGCCGUCGCUGGUUUAUUGGUCGGAAUUGGCGUGCUUCGAAAUCUCAAAGUGCGCCGUUGGGAAAGAUGGCUCUGGUGGUGUGCUGUAACUCUUUACUUUUUGUUAAUGAUUGUCGGCAUUUCCAUCCACAUUUUCUAUGCUGAUCACUUUCCCAAAUACAAACCACUCAAAGGAAACUACUGGUAAAAUAUGAUCGUACAAACCAAGCAUUUUCAACUAAAAAAAAUGACAUACAUUUCUAUCAAUGCACAAAUUUACACUUAAGAAUAUCAUAAUUUUAGUUUUUUGAUGUCCACUUUUACAAUUCCAUGAAAUACGUACUUUUGAAAGGCAUUUAUAGAUUGAUAUGUUUUGCUUAAACGACUUUAUCGAGAGGAUUAAUUCUCUUCUCUAUUUUUCUACAAAUCGGUAGCGUUGAUCCGUUCAAAUACUCAAUCAAUGAGUAAAUAUUUAUAGAACAAAGAUUCUAGUUUAAUAGUUUUAAAUAAGAAUAUUUUUGUCAUAUUAAAUGUCGUGAUUUAUUUAUAUUAAAUGUUAAAUUUUUAAAUGGAUUGCAAAACAAUGCUAUACAUUGAAAUGUAUUAACUUUUUGCGUGCUAAAAAAAUUUAAACACCAAUGCUGCCGUUUACUAGCUUCAUAUGAGCUGGUUGUUGUUUUUUCUAUCACGAAAGAUUUUAUGCACACAAAAACGAAUGGGAACAAUAAAGAAUGACUUUUUUCUCAGAAUAUUCUAAAA